CUCAACUCCUCAUAGGCUGGGCGACCACCAGAGCGCCCGAGAGUGCCCUAAGUCUGCUCUCCCGCUCCCAGCUCCGCGUCGCUCGCCCUCCGGCCCGAAAGCCCUCCCCUUCCCCACCGGAGCAAACAUGACCCUCUCUUAAAAGCAGCCUGGCUGCUGCCACCCGCUCCGACUCUCUCCAGGAGCCCGGCGCUUUCGAGCUAUCCAGCGGGGCGCAGCAGCUCCUGCUGCAGCCAUGGCGCGGGGACGAGGCGGCGGCGGCGGCCAGUGAGCUCCCUGCGCCUGGAGUGGACAGCCGAGCCGAGCAGGCCGGGGGGUGCAGCCAGGGGCGUAGCUGCUGCUGCUGUCCCAGACCUGCUGGCCAAAGCGCUGCGCCCAGCAGAAGCAGCCAGACCCCGUCUCUUGGCACCUCGCCGGAAAGCAAGGCAGUUUUAGAAUCCAGAAGUAUGGAUCUUUGGCCGUUGCUGUUUACUUUGGCUUUGGUGUCUGCAAACAAAUCUCUUUCCACAAGUGUGGAAAGACCACAUAUUAUUCAGUGCAGAUCACCUGAAAUGGAAACAUUUUCUUGUUUUUGGAACAAUGGGGGUUAUCACAAUUUGACUGUCCCAGAAAAUAUUCAACUGAUGUAUACAAAAAGGCAAAAUGAAUGGAAAGAAUGUCCUGAUUAUGUAACUGCAGGUGAAAACAGCUGUUUCUUCAACAGAACAUACACCUCUGUUUGGGUUCCUUAUUGUAUCAAGCUAACAGGUGGAAAUCAAACAUACGAUGAAAAAUGUUUAUACGUUGAAGAAAUAGUAAUCCCUGACCCUCCCAUUGGACUCAACUGGAGUGUAAUAAAUACAAGCCCGACAGGCGUCUUCACAGACAUUGAAGUCAUUUGGAAGCCUCCACCUUCUGCAGAUGUUCAGAAUGGAUGGGUCACUCUGAACUAUCAGCUACAGUACAAAGAAGUCAAUGGGACAAAAUGGAAUGAGCUGAGGACAGUGGUCUCAAUAACAAGACUGCCUGUGUAUGCUCUGAAGACGUGCCGUGAUUAUGAGAUACGAAUCCGAGCAAAAGUUGCAUCUCAAAUCUAUGGAGAGUUCAGUGAAAUACUUUAUGUGUCUUUUGGUGCAAAUGACCUGAUGCCAUGUGAUGAAGAAUUUCGAGUCCCUUGGUCUUUCAUGAUAGCCUUUGGAACCCUUGGUGUGAUGGUGAUACUAUCCAUUAUCCUCUUUGUUAAACAGCAGAAGUUAAAGAUACUGAUUCUUCCUCCUGUUCCAGUUCCCAAAAUUAAAGGGAUUGAUCCAGACUUCUUAAAGAAAGGAAAACUGGAUGAAGUCAAUUCCAUCCUGGCCUGUCAUGGUAGUUACAUACCACCACUGUAUGGAGAUGACUCUUGGGUUGAAUUUAUUGAGCUGGAUAUAGACGAUGCUGAAGAGAGAACUGGAGGGUCAGAUACUGACAGGCUUCUUGGCGAUGACCACCUGAAGUCUCACAGCUGUCUUGGAGUGAGGGAUGAUGACUCUGGGCGGGCCAGCUGCUGUGAGCCCGAUAUCCCAGAGACUGAUUUCAGCGCAAGUGAUACGUGUGAUGGCACCUCAGACAUUGGGCAGUUCAAAAAGGCCAAUGAGAAAGAAGAGGAUCUCUUGUGCCUUGAUCAAAAAGAACACGAGAAGCCAGUGUCAGAUGUGGACAACUUAAAUACCCAGGAGCCAUCUGAUAAUCCACCAGAAGACCAGCAACCAAACGCCCAGGUUUCUAUCAGCACCAAGACAACAAGCCCUCCUGUCCAAACCCAGAGUUCAAUGGCAAACAUUGACUUUUACACGCAGGUCAGUGACAUUACGCCAGGAGGAAGUGUUGUACUUUCUCCAGGGCAAAAAGGUAAGAUGGGGAAACCCCUGAGUAAGGUUCAGAAAGAACCCACUGUGCAGUGCCAACCAAACUUUGCCAUGGACAGUGCCUAUUUCUGUGAGUUGGAUGUGAAAAAAUAUGUCACUGUGACGCCUCAAGAAGAGGCUGAGCCAGAAGCUCCAGAGCAGAGCUUUCCUGAGGGUGCUUGCUUCUCCACAGAGAGCCUUACCACUAAUGCUGUGAACACCUCCACAGCAACAGCAGAAGAGGAAGCUGGAAGUUCUGACAUGCCUGUGGCGGACUACACCUCCAUCCAUGUGGUACAAUCUCCACAAGGCCUUGUGCUAAAUGCUACAGCUCUCCCUGUGCCAGACAAAGAAUUCAUGUUAUCAUGUGGUUAUGUGAGCACUGACCAACUGAACAAAAUCCUGCCAUAGGUUUCAUAUGCAAAAGGGUGUGACCCACCCCCCAAAUGCCUCCAUGAGGUUCCGAUUCCCAAGUGGAGCUCUUUAAAAAGAGGGGAGGGGGCUCCCCAGUUCAUUUCAGUGCCAUGGAAUACUUUCCAUAAUUGCAAAGCAUUCUUUACCAUUGAAAUGAAUGGUCAUGUUCGUCGGGCGAUCCACGUGCGUGCCGGAGGCCCUGCAUGCAGACACCUUUGAAUUGAGACAUAUAUUUAAAUGGCAUAGAGUUGGCUUGGGCUUGUAAGCUUAAACCAAAAUAAAUGUAUUCAGUGUUUUUCAAAGGGGGAGGAAGGAUGCAGCCCCUUCCUCUUCAUUCUGAGACGUUGAAUCAGUCACAGUAUUGCUGCCAUAUUUUGUAAAUAUAUAUAUUUUUGGAAAUGUUGUAGAAGCUGGUUUCAGUAGCAGUGACUGUCUUUUGUGAUUGUCAAUGUUGGUUUGGGGUCAUUCUUACAAAAUUGGAUGACUUGUAACAUGUCGUAAAUCUUUGUUCCAAAAGCUAACAGCACGCAGUUUUUGAAAUUUGGACAUUUGAUGUCAAAUUGCAUCCCGUGCCAAGAUAUUUAUACUGGGAACCGAAGAAAAAAUGUAGGAGAGCAACAAGUAGUUUGGAUAAAUACAUUUAUUUUGAUUUAUAUAAAUAAACCUAUUUUAAUACUUUAGACAAGCAGGCAUGGAUACUUUAUAUGCACACUGCACAUUGUAGUUUAUAAUGAUCCAUCUCUAGAAUGUAUGUUUUUGCAGUCAAUGCAGCAAUUUAAACAAGAAUAUAAGGAAAGGAAAUGCUUUUUACAAAA
This is a messenger RNA of Sphaerodactylus townsendi, 3091 nucleotides long. It is a transcript of the gene GHR, whose product is annotated as growth hormone receptor. The transcript is spliced from 9 exons. Gene Ontology annotation, molecular function: growth hormone receptor activity; peptide hormone binding; growth factor binding. Gene Ontology annotation, cellular component: growth hormone receptor complex; membrane; external side of plasma membrane. The coding region runs from base 447 to 2273 and encodes 608 amino acids. NCBI's taxonomy places the organism in Eukaryota, Metazoa, Chordata, Lepidosauria, Squamata, Sphaerodactylidae. Gene Ontology annotation, biological process: positive regulation of receptor signaling pathway via JAK-STAT; growth hormone receptor signaling pathway; cytokine-mediated signaling pathway. The record is from RefSeq and is a predicted model, not a curated record.